Messenger RNA from Hydra vulgaris (swiftwater hydra), 2621 nucleotides. RefSeq lists its product as uncharacterized. Lineage: Eukaryota; Metazoa; Cnidaria; Hydrozoa; Anthoathecata; Hydridae. The record is from RefSeq and is a predicted model, not a curated record.
GUAUUUACAACAGAUCUGCAUCAUGUUUAUCUGAAUCUCGAUUGCUAUCAAUAUCUGAAGUAAUGCAUGAAAAGUUUAAUUUGCACAAAGAUCAUCCUUUUGGUGUUUAUUUUCACUCACUUACCUUACUAUCUAAUGAAGAAAUAAGUCACAUUAGAGUCCAAAUAGCAUUUUAUAAUUUGUCAAAACUUCAUAAACUUCUGAGAUGUUGUUUAAUCAAAGAUUCAAGUGGGGACUUAUUGUUCCAUGAAAUGAAUUAUAAAUAUGACGAUUGGAUGCUAUUUACAAUGCAUGAUGUUACAACUGAAGUUGAUUGGCUUAAAAUUACAACUUCUCUUCUUUCUGUUUGUUUUGAUGCAGAAAAAGGCCCAUUGUGGCGUGUAAUAUGGAUGAAAUUCCCAAAUAAAAAUGAUACUCAGUACAAAUAUGUUCUUGUUUUUGUAGCCAUGCACUUAAUAUGUGAUGCCAGAUCAGUUUUUGAUCUUUUAACAAAUCAGUUUUUGCCACUACUUGAAAAUAAUUCUGUUGAAAGUAAUUAUCUUCAAAAUAAACCAAUUUCUUUCCCUAAAUCAUUUGAAAUGUUGUUUGAAAACAAAACUGAUGCUGAAUUAUCUGUAUCCAGAUGUAAUACACCUUUCAUAAUUAAAUGGGUUAUCAAUACUGCACAUUGGUUUUAUCAUAGCUCGCUUUCCACUGCAAAGUUUGAUAGAUUCAAACAAGUAGAUAAAAGAAGAAAUUCUAGUUCUCUUUCUCACUUUUUGCUUCAUAUUAAUCCAGAUCUAAGCAAAGAAUUUAUUAACAUAUGUAAGUUGCAUAAAUGUUCUGUUCAUGCUGUAUUGAUUAUUGUUUUAGCAAUAGCUGGGAUAGAUUUAGCAAAAGAUUCUGGUUUACCGGCGGAUACAUUCAAAACUAUUAAUUUUCCAAUUGAUAUGAGGAAGUUUAACAAGCCCUAUGCCUAUUGGGCAGUUUGUUGGAAUGGGCAAAGCAACACCAAAAAUCAGUUUACCUUAUGAUAAAGAAAGUUUAUUUUGCCAGGCUCAAAUUAUUACUGCUGAUAUUAAAAAACAAAACAUAUCUCAACAAACUAGUAUAUUUGCUAUGGCUAUUGCACACAUUUUGAAAAAAAAGUGGGAUUUAAGCCAUUUAGUUCGAUAUAUUUUUCGUUACCCUUUAUUAUAUUUUAGUAAUAUUGGAAACUGUAAUAAUUACAAAAGCAAUGGUCAAACUCAGGUGGAAGCACAAAACUUUGGUGUCAGUACAAAAGACAGCAUUUUUGUAACUCUUAUGACAUUCAACAAUUCAAUGAGAUUUUGUGUUGGGUAUGAUAAUGGUUGGUUUAAUUCAGAAUAUGUGGAAAAGUUUAUGAUGAAAAUAUCUAGUUUAAUUGAAGAACUAACAACCAAUACUUAAUUAUUCACAAUGUAAUGGAGGCUGAAAAUACAAGCAACAUAUCAUUAAAUUCACCACCAUUGACUUCAAAGCAUAUUUCUUUAACCCAAUCAUCUAAAAAAACAUCAAGUUUGAGUGUUUAUCGUAAGAGGCUAACCUUGGAGCUUCCUGAUUUAUCUGCUCAAUUUAUUGAAAAUCAACCUAACCUAGUCAAUUUCACAUCCUCCACAAGAUUGCAGAUUGUAGAUCAGCUUUUUUUGUCAAUUUGCAAAACCACAUUGUAUCCUUAUCCCGAGGAUCUGAGGGCAAUAGUGAAUAAAAUGCUUCUACAGUAUCCAACCCUCAUAGACAUAAAUGGAGAUGGCUCAAUGUGGAUUAAGUGUCUAACGAACAAGUUUAAGAAUUUUAGAAGAAACUUAGUGCCAACGAAAAAAGCUUUUCAGUGCAAGCGUAAAAUACAAACACCUUCGGUUACAACUGUAACACAUAAUCUGGAUAAUGAUGGUGAAGAUGAUUUCAGCUAUCAAUUUCAUGAGCUAGCCAUGCAGGCUGAGAUGAGGAAAUGCCAGCAAGAUGUUGAUUUUCUCAAAAAACGUAUGAGAUAUACUUUUCGUCAACGUAAAGAGUGGAUUUCCAUUAGUUUCCCUAAAGUUGCUGAUAUUAUAAAACGCUUUCCGGCUAUCAUUCAUAGCGAGGAACUCUGGCAUCAAGAGGUUGAAUUGGAUGUUGGUCUUAAAGUUCCAACUUGCCGAGCUUUUUUAGCUUCAAACAGACAUCUUCUGAGAAAAGCUCUAAAGACACCACAAGAAUAUGAUGAUGACAAACUUUUGAUGGCUAUCAAUCAUUAUUUAAAUCCUCGCUCUGUUAUUGUGAAGCAAAAACUUGAGGUUGCCGACAUGCAGCCCACAGUCUACCUCGAAGGAGAAGAACACAUUCUAUGUAUUGAAGGUGUUGUGGUCGCCCAGAAAAAUUUUCUUGUUGACAUUAUACACGCUAAAUUAUGCUUUUUUUAUGCCUUUAACCUGGAGUAUCCUUCAGGUUCAAAAACAUUUUGGGAAAUGUUGUCAGUUGCUCUUUUAAAAAAAAGUCUCCCUUUAUCAAUAAAGGCAAAUCAAUUAUUAAAAUCUUUAUUGUAAUUGUUUAUUUAAAUCUUAUAGAUAUUAUAAAAUAAUAAUGUAAAACUUUUAUCGUAUCUUAACACAGCUUUUUUAUGAAUAGAAUAUAAAUAUGAA